Molecule: messenger RNA, 436 nt
Organism: Pistacia vera
Lineage: Eukaryota; Viridiplantae; Streptophyta; Magnoliopsida; Sapindales; Anacardiaceae
Product: heavy metal-associated isoprenylated plant protein 43-like
Exons: 2
Coding region: 50-418 (122 amino acids)
Molecular function (GO): metal ion binding
Source: RefSeq, a predicted model, not a curated record
AGUUAGUUUAAAUACGUUUGUUUUCCAUCAGUGAAGAGUGGUUUCUUCCAUGGUACAAAGGACCGUACUCAAGGUUGAUCUUUCAUGUAAAAAAUGCAAGAAGCAGCUCCUCAAAGCAGUUUCUGCACUCCAAGGUGUAGAUAAAAUUGAAGCUGAUGCAGCUAAGGGGACACUCACUGUAACAGGUAAUGCAGAUCCAUAUGAAAUUAUAGUCCGUACAAGAAAAACCGGAAAAUUUGUAGAGGUAGUGAGUAUUGGGCCUCCUCCACCUCCACCUAAACAAGAUGGGCCAAAGAAGCCCGAACAAAAGGCCCCCAUCCAUCUCUACUACCCCUACAGCUGCCCUUUAUGUGACCGAAUGACUGUUGUCCAUGUAGAUCGCUGCCAGGAUCCCACCACCGGAUGUUCUAUUUUGUGACUUCUAUGUUAUUACCCU